This is a messenger RNA of Macroventuria anomochaeta, 976 nucleotides long. Its product is annotated as Phox-like protein. Bases 174 to 791 code for a protein of 205 amino acids. Gene Ontology annotation, molecular function: phosphatidylinositol-3-phosphate binding. The record is from RefSeq and is a predicted model, not a curated record. Lineage: Eukaryota; Fungi; Ascomycota; Dothideomycetes; Pleosporales; Didymellaceae. The transcript has 4 exons.
CAAAAGCAGAAGCCAGCUUUCUUUCGUCUGCUACCAACGGCACUAAGAAUCUGGCUGCAGCGCCGUCCCACCUCAGAGGACUUAUCUACCCCUCACCUCCACGCAUUUCUAUCUGACACCUUCCGUCUUCCCAUUUGACGCGCCACCCGCCCAGCCCACUACAUUGCAGAUGGAUGGAGCCGGUGAGCUCUGAACCUGUAAACGAAAGCCCCCCAUCACCGUCUCGCGAGGAUGGGGCAAAGCUCGCCACCGCUCGUCCAGAGCGGAACAGCGUAGUUCCGCCCUACUGGCAGAGGCACGAGCGCAACGGUAGUCGUCUGAGCUCGUACACCUCAGAUGCUGGAGCUCGCAUCGUGCUCGAAGACCACACCGAUGAGGGCUCCGAGCAAUGCAAAGUGCUUUGGGCAAAGCAUGUAACGAUUGAUGAUUAUGUGGUCGUCAGCGGUACAGCGCCAGGACUUGGGGUCUACUCGCCCGGCCAGUACGUGGUGUGGAACUGCACAGUUGAGACGCUCGAUGGCGGCCCCAUGAAGAUCCGUAAGAGGUAUUCUGAGUUCGAAGAUCUCCACCAGAAGCUCAUCCGGACGUUCCCUCAUGCUGUGGGUUCCAUGCCACAGUUUCCACCCAAAUCUGUAGUGUCUCGAUUCAGGCCGAGGUUCCUCGAACGGCGAAAGCAAGGUCUAUCGUACUUCUUGGAGUUCGUUGUCAACGUUCGCGCUCGCAAUAUCUCGACUGACAUAUUUUUAGUUGCGUUUUACUCAACCCGGAGUUUGCAGGGUCACCGGUUUUGAAAGAGUUCUUGUUCUCGUAAAUCAUAACGGGUGGGUGCAUUGGACCCGUUGCUUUUUGCAUAUCGAUUGUAGGAGCGCGCGAUUGGCGUUUUAUUGUUGGUGAUAGCACGAGCUAUGGCUCAGUCUUCCCUUGAAGGUGAAUGCCCUGUACAUAUAACGUGUAAUGACAAGACCAGUACAUAAGC